AUGGCCGGAAGCGGCCUGUGGGUAGUUGGAUUGGCCUCCCUUCUUGCACUCCCUGGGAUAUUCGUCUCCAUCUCCGUCGAGGCCAGCCCGGGAGAUGCUGAUCCGCACUACAGAACUUGUGUGGGGGAGUGUCAGAAUACGGGGAUUAUUGGAGGCAACAUCAUCAGUCACUGUCAGUCCCGGGAGAACGACAGCAUAUCUGCUGGAAGUUCUUGGUACACACAGGAGGCUCUUCGUGUGCAGUGGAAGCAACUAAACUGUAUGACAGACUGCCGCUACUACUGCAUGAUGCGAAGAGAAGAGGAACGGCGAUUAGGUGGCCUGAGCCCUGUUCAAUAUCACGGAAAAUGGCCCUUCAAACGUGUUUCUGUCUUCCAGGCAUGUAACAUUUGGCUUGAACCCCUGUCAGCUGCACUGUCUGCUCUCAACCUAUUGAUGCACUUCACUGGCUGGCUUUCGUUCUUCCUGCUAGUGAAAUACAGAUUACCUCUUAGACCUCAGACGAAGAAGACGUACUACGAAUACACUGGCUUAUGGCAUAUCUAUGCAAUAUUAUCAAUGAAUGCAUGGAUCUGGAGCUCUGUAUUCCAUACCAGGGAUAUUGACUUGACUGAGAAAUUGGAUUACUCUUCAGCUGUGGCCGUACUUGGCUACUCUUUAAUCCUUACACUGCUAAGAAUUUUUAAUGUCAAGGAGGGGGCUACCCGGGUGAUGUUUGCUGCACCUAUUCUAGCAUUCGUCACAACACACAUCUUGUAUCUUAACUUCUACGAGCUUGACUACGGAUGGAACAUGAAAGUUUGUGUGGCGAUGGGAGUGGUUCAAAUUGUCGCAUGGGCAAUCUGGGCUGGUGUGACCCAUCAUCCGUCACGGUUGAAGCUUUGGGUCGUUGUGUUCGGAGGAGCUCUAGCUAUGCUUCUUGAGGUGUUUGACUUUCCUCCAUACAAGGGGUAUGCCGAUGCGCACUCGCUGUGGCACGCGAGCACCGUUCCCCUCACCUAUCUUUGGUGGAGCUUCAUUAAAGAUGACGCAGAGUUCCGCACCUCCACACUCACACUGGUUAAGAAGGCCAGGUGA
This is a messenger RNA of Triticum turgidum subsp. durum (durum wheat), 1077 nucleotides long. NCBI's taxonomy places the organism in Eukaryota, Viridiplantae, Streptophyta, Magnoliopsida, Poales, Poaceae. The record is from the annotation of a GenBank genome assembly.